Molecule: messenger RNA, 637 nt
Organism: Angiostrongylus costaricensis
Lineage: Eukaryota; Metazoa; Nematoda; Chromadorea; Rhabditida; Metastrongylidae
Source: the annotation of a GenBank genome assembly
CUUUUUCAGUAGUUUCCCAAUAAGAUGAAUGCUAUCAAAAGUAUACUGUAGUCUUCUAAAACUGGCUGAAAUAUCUUUGUUUUAGAGUAGUUGUGGUCCGCUGACGGUUCUUGAUGUACCAUAUAAAGGUUGUUGUACCUUCGAUAGAAAUAUCAUAAAUACAAUUUUACUUAACGAUGCAGAACAUGCAGUUACACUGAAAAUGUUCUACUUGCAGAGCUAUAAAUUCUUCGACAAUCUCAGCUCCGAUGUGAUUCGUCGCUUUUUCACAGCAUCCGAACGUGUUCAUAAUUCUCUCGACACUUUAUUUAAGAUCCAACCAAAAAGGAAUGCAUUAAAUGUCUGUAUUCAUAUUCGACGCGGUGAUAUGACGAAUUCAACAGAAUCCUUAGCAUCGGAUGACAAGUUCACUAGUGCAGCAGUGAAAUACGUGCACGAUAAAGCAUCGGUGUCAACAUUUGGCUACUGGAUUGGAUAUCUUUCUCGUGGACAGAGAGUCUACUACAAUUAUGAUUUUACACGAGAACAUGGCAUUGAAACGCAACUCGUACCUACUGAUUUCUGGCCACCGCACUGGAUAGCACUGAAAUACAACACCUUCGAUGGUGAAGUCAUAGAGUGGAGUUCUGUGAACUGA